Gongylonema pulchrum is the source of this 378-nucleotide messenger RNA. Lineage: Eukaryota; Metazoa; Nematoda; Chromadorea; Rhabditida; Gongylonematidae. The record is from the annotation of a GenBank genome assembly.
AUGAAUCAUCGUUUAUAUCUUUUUCAAUCCAUACUUGAUCGUGGCUUGGGAAGGUGUCGACGACAAGAUGAUCUUCCACCAUUGCCAAGCUACGAAGAUGCUACCAAAUUACCUCCACUCAUCAGGCCACAGCUGAGUGAAGUAGAAGCGGUGACAGAAGAGGAGGUGGUUAAUGAUGAUUCCCACUCACGUGAACUGCGCGGUAGUGGCAAUUCGAUCGCUGAGACCAAUGAAGAAACAUCGACUGCGCAAGCUCCAUCAACAUUAUUAGAACCACCCGCUCCAAUACCGCACUCAGCAUCUGCGCGCAUGGAAAUUUUCACCACUGAAAGUAGCUCCAAAUUUGAUAAAAAUUUACCAGCGAGGAGAAGUAUUUGA